AUGAAAGGUUUUUGCUAUUAGGUGACUUUGCAAAUAAGCAAAGUAGAACUAUCAAUAAAGUUUCCUUGUACAUUGCAAGUAAUGUGGAAGCGAGGUCAAAAUAAAUGUGUAACAAAAGCUAAAGAGAAAUCCAAAAAUAUCUUUAUUGUGAAUGAAAGUCUUACAUAAGAAUUUACUAUAGGGGACAAUGCUCCAAAAAAGAGUUUCUUAGUUGUUUUACUUAAUGUCUAAGGUCAAUCUAAAUUGGCUGGAGUGGUUAACUUUGAUAUUAAUGGAACAAUGGCAAGUGAAGGAUAAUGUGUAUUGAAUUUAGAUAGAAGUCCUGAUUCAAAUGCUAAAAUACACUUUGCUUAUCAAAUACUCAAUUUAGGCGAAACUGAUUAUACUGAAAGUAGAAUAAAUGAAUCAUUUAAUCAGAGAUCUUUGGGGGAAUCUUUUGGUUUAGAUAAGGAGAAUUAGAAUUCGAAAGUCAACUCACUAAAAAUAUCUAAUUAUGAUAACUAAUUGAAUAAAGAAUUAUAUGAAAAAAGUCUAAAGGAUCUUGAUUAAUCUAAAUAGAAGAUUUCUAAUCUUUAGGAGUAGAUCAAAAAAUUCGAGGAGGAGAAAUCAGUAUUAAUUGAGGAAAUUAAGUCUCUUAAGAAAAAUAAUAUAGAGUUGAGAAAUGAGAAUGAAUAUUUAGAAAAGUAAAAUGAAAAUUAAAAGUAAGAAUUGCAAUAAUCAAAAGAGAAUGAGUAUUUAGUUAAUUAAUAAAAAGUAAAAUUGGAAUAAUAGAAUCAUGAAGUUCAAAAUUAAAAGCUUCAAUAUCAAAUUCUUUAAAAUAAAUAUUAAUAGAGUAUGUAAAAACUUAAAUCUCUGGAAGAAUCAAAUGAAUUUAAUAAAUUCAAUAAAGUGGAAAGAUCAACGAAUACUAAGGUUUUAGAGAUUCCAGAAUUUAUUGAACAAAAUUAAACUAUCAAAUAAUUAGAUGAAUAAUUAACAGACUAUAAGAGAAAACAUGAGAAAUUGAUAUUUGAGCAAGAAUUUACUUAAAAUAAACUCAACACUGUAGAAUAAGAUUUAUCUUCAUUACAAGUUUAAUUCCUAAGUUUGUAAAAGCAAUUAGAGAAACAGAAAGACUAAUGUAAUCAUUUAGAGAUUGAGAAUUCACAAUUAAGAAUGCAGAUUAAGGAAUAUGAGGAAGAUAAAGUAUCAAAAGAACGAAACAAUAAAAAGAUUUAGAGCGAUCAUGAAAAAUAGAUUGAUAAUCUUAAGGAAUAGUUACAAUAAAAUCAAGAUUAAUUUGAGUAAAUGAAAGAGAAGUAUUUGUUAUAGAAAGAGAAAAUAGAGAAAUUAAAUGAUGUAAUUAAUCAACAAAAUGAUGAACUUACGAUAUAAAGUGUGAAUUUUCUGAGGGAGAUAUAAAUGAUAGCAAAGAAAUAAGAGUAAUUUGGAAUAGUUUGA
Molecule: messenger RNA, 1440 nt
Organism: Paramecium tetraurelia
Lineage: Eukaryota; Ciliophora; Oligohymenophorea; Peniculida; Parameciidae
Exons: 2
Source: RefSeq, a predicted model, not a curated record